Lactuca saligna is the source of this 669-nucleotide messenger RNA. Lineage: Eukaryota; Viridiplantae; Streptophyta; Magnoliopsida; Asterales; Asteraceae. The record is from the annotation of a GenBank genome assembly.
AUGCCAUCAGAUUCCUCCGACCAACGCCGAACAACCACCGCGAAGAACCACCAGGUCGGGCUUGGUGCGCCGCCUUCGGAGCCUGAACACCUUCCUUGCCCACGAUGUGAUUCCACCAAUACCAAGUUUUGUUACUACAACAACUAUAACUUUUCUCAGCCGCGUCACUUCUGCAAGUCAUGUCGCCGGUACUGGACCCACGGCGGCGCUCUCCGGGACAUUCCUGUUGGUGGUGGUACUCGUAAGAAUGCUAAACGUGCACGUAUCUCCACCGCCGCUUCCCAUGACAACUCCUCCGUUUCCUCUGGUAUAGAAUACCACCACAUUUCUGCCACCUCCACCACCACCACCACAACCACAUCCGUCGCCUCCGUCCCUAUCUUGAUGUCAUUCGCCGGAGAUCACGGUGGGUCCGGGCACUGUGGGAGCUUCACGUCGCUUUUGAGUAACACUCAAAGCCCGGGGCUUUAUGGGCUUGAUCAAGAUUUGAGCUUUGGCCUUGGACGAACGAUUUGGCCGUUUUCCAGUAUUGGAGACGGCGUUGUUCCAGGUAACGCCGCCGCGGGCGGCGGUGGGAAUACGUGGCAGAUGGACAGUACAGACGGUGGUGGAGAUUAUUUGGUUUUCCCGGAUCUUGCGAUUUCCACACCAGGCAAUGCCAUGAAGUAG